ACAUCCGAGAGCAGAGCUGAGGCUUAAAACUUAAAGUGGCAAUGGAGAUCAGCAGCUGUCUUGCAGCUCUGCUGGCGUCUCUCCUGAUUCUGCAGUUCUUGAAGCUGCAGUGGGCACGGCGCCACUUCCCACCUGGACCACUUCCGCUACCUCUCCUGGGGACCCUGUGGUGCUUUGGCUCUGGAUGGCAUCAAGACACCCUCUCCAAGCUGUCCAAGGUUUACGGGAAGGUCUUCACCAUCUGGGUUGGGCACAAGCCGAUGAUUGUCGUGAAUGGCUUUCGUUCAGUGAGGCAAGCGCUCAGCAACUACUCGGAAGAGACCUCGUGCCGUGUAGUAACUUCCUUUGUCAAAGACACAAUGAAAGGAAAGGGUAUCCUAUUUUCAAGUGGCCACAGCUGGAAGGAGCAGCGGCGUUUUGGGAUCUUGGUGCUCCGAUCGCUGGGCCUUGGAAGAAGAAGCAUGGAGUUCUGUGUGCAAGAGGAGGCUGGCCACAUGGUGGAGUUCUUUGCAAGCAAGAGAGGCGAAUGUGUAGACCCUAGAAUCCCCCUCUUCCAUGCCUUCUGUAGUGUGAUCUCCCGCGUAAUUUUUGGACACCCUUUCGACAUUGAAGACAAAGUGUAUCAGAAGCUGAUAGAAUGCAUUGAGUACGAAGCACAUUUUUUCCUCUCCACAUUUCAUUUGUUGUAUGAACUGUUUCCGUGGCUGAUGCGCCGCCUCCCAGGACCCCACCAGAAGGCUUUCUCAUGCCUGGAGCAUAUCCAUUCAUUUGGAAGGAGUGAGAUCAGAAGGCACAAGGAGAAGAGGGAAACAGACGAACCACGGGAUUUCAUUGACUUCUAUCUGGAUGAAAUAAAUAAAAAGAAGGAUGACCCCGAAUCGACCUUUGAUGAAGCCAACUUGGUUCAUGUCAUUUACGACCUCUUCACAGCCGGGAUAGAUACUGGGUCUUCCACUUUGUCCUGGGCUCUGCUCUUCAUGGUGAUUCAUCCAGACGUCCAAGAGAAAGUUCAGGCCGAGAUUGAUGCUGCCGUGACCCGUUCCCAACGCAUCUCCUAUGAGGAUCGGAUGAACCUGCCCUACACCAAUGCUGUCAUUCAUGAAAUCCAGCGCUACAAAUAUGUACUCUUGGUUGGAAAUUUCAGGCAAUGUGCAAAGGAUACAACUAUGUUUGGUUUUCCCAUUAAAAAGGAUACUGUAAUUAUUCCUGAUAUAGCCUCUGCUCUAUAUGACCCUGAAGAGUGGGAGACGCCUCACCAGUUCAACCCAAACCACUUCCUGGAUAAAGAAGGGAACUUCUUCGUCAGAGAUGCUUUCAUUCCAUUUUCAAUAGGGAAGCGUUUCUGUCUCGGGGAGAAUCUGGCAAGGAUGGAGAUUUUCCUCUUCUUCACUAACCUGCUGCAAGCGUUCACGUUACGGCUGCCUGAUGGCGUGCGGGAGCUCAACACAAACGGUGUGAGAGGAAGGUUAGCUGUGCAACCGUAUCCUUACACAAUCUGCGCUGUUCCUCGCAAGGCUACAGCUUGGAAGAGGGAACCAGAGGCUAGCCAGAGAGCUUAGAAGCAGACGCCACCAAACCAAGCUACUUCCCCAUGAAUCCUGAUGGAGAAUGCUUAACUGCGUUGGUUAAGAAAUCUGAUGUUGCUGAACAGGAACUCCUCUGUGGAAACCCAAUUUGUGGGUACAUGGCUUUCUAACCAAACUCAACAGCGAUCUUCUAGAUGUGAAUGUCUUCCGGCUGCUAAUUUAUUUGCAAUAGGAUUCAGCACUCGUUUUCAACUCCUCAUGCAUAUCAAUUUUCUGGCUCAAACUUCAUCGUUCAUGGGCUAGUUCAUUGGCGAACCACCCUCUCAGCCUGAGCCCCUGUCUGUAUUGUAGUAACAGGAUUGCUUCCUUGCUAGUGUAGGUGCCUUGCCAGUGUCCUGUUCACCUAACUGCCUGCUUUAACCGGAUUUUCACCUUGGGGCCAUGAGUUUCAUUUAACAUCCUAGAGCAGCAAUAGCCAAAAAGGGUAGCAAAAAAACCAGUUACAUCUUAUCAAUCACUGUGAAACUACUUCAUCAGGGGAGCCCCUCUUCACGGUCCCUAUGCAGGAUGAAGGAUGUGGUAUGGGGAUCAGGAAGGGAGGGGCCUUUUCAGUGGUGGCUCCUCCAAUUUGGAAUUCCCUUCCUAUGGAGGUGGGUUUAUGGGUUUGAGCAGCUGGUUAAGACUCGCCUUUUUUCAGUGGGCAUUAGGAGGAGAAAAGACGUGGUUGCAGAAAUCAGCUAGUUGCUGCUGCUGCUGCUGCUGCUUUUAAUAAAUCACUGUUUUGUAGGUUGUUAUACCUCAGUGUGUACUUCAGGGACUUAUUAUAUGUUAUAGUUAUUUUAUGCAUUCUUUUCUCCAUGUUUGAUUUUUAUAAACCACCCUUUGUACAAGCCCCAGGGUGGUUCGGAACAAUCACCCAACUGGAUAAAUGAAUGAAAUGAAAGAAGUGGACUCACUAGCAGGGUUUGAGAAAACACUUACAAUUCAUAAAACAAGCAAAAAAAAAUUUAAGAUGUUUUUGUAUAUAUUGUAAUGUGUUAUCGUUGCUAUGGCCGUUGGCUAAUGCGAAUAAAGUUAUUUAUCUAUCUUAA
Messenger RNA from Zootoca vivipara (common lizard), 2617 nucleotides. Its product is annotated as cytochrome P450 2A3. Gene Ontology annotation, cellular component: intracellular membrane-bounded organelle; cytoplasm. The record is from RefSeq and is a predicted model, not a curated record. Lineage: Eukaryota; Metazoa; Chordata; Lepidosauria; Squamata; Lacertidae. Gene Ontology annotation, biological process: xenobiotic metabolic process. Gene Ontology annotation, molecular function: iron ion binding; heme binding; oxidoreductase activity, acting on paired donors, with incorporation or reduction of molecular oxygen, reduced flavin or flavoprotein as one donor, and incorporation of one atom of oxygen.